This is a messenger RNA of Mycena indigotica, 1359 nucleotides long. Its product is annotated as C2 domain-containing protein. Lineage: Eukaryota; Fungi; Basidiomycota; Agaricomycetes; Agaricales; Mycenaceae. The transcript has 4 exons. The record is from RefSeq and is a predicted model, not a curated record. Gene Ontology annotation, molecular function: calcium ion binding. The coding region runs from base 1 to 1359 and encodes 452 amino acids.
AUGCGCUCCAGACGUCAGCCGCUCAGUAUGAGCAGGAUAAUCGAGUCCAUCGGCAACGCCGUCCACCACGCUCGAGACAAUGCCCAUGACCUGGCUGCGGUAACAAAGUCCCUGGCAGAGGAGCAUCUCCUCGACAUUCCCUAUGUCGAUCUCACGAUUCAAUUCAUCGGUGCCUCUGGCAUCCCCAAAGUCGAUGUUGUUGGCUCUGCCGACCCCUACUUCGUGGCCAAGCUCGACAACAGAAUCUCUUUCGUGUCCACCGUCAAAGUCAACACCCUCAAACCAGUGUGGAAUGAGAUCUGGAGGGUGAAAAACGUUCCCGCCCAUGCCAGUCUUUCCGUCGAAGUCCUCGACAAAGACGACGGCGCCAAGGCCGAUGAUUUCAUUGGCAAAUUCACCACUUCCGUAACUGCUGGUGCGAAAGAGGCUGAGAUUGAGGGACCGCUGCUGCGCAAGGCUGGAGGGACCUUCUGGCUCAAGAUUGAGAGCACGAAAUCCAACACCGAAGAUCCGAAAGCCUCACCCUACACGUUUGACGGACCGAUUCGCUUCUCGCGCCACUUCUCGCCAACAGUCGGCUUCCUCACCAACAGCACCUCGGAUGACCGCGCUCGGUUGUACUCGACAUGGAAAAUGUACAUCAAGGGUGUCCAGCUCUUCUUUGGCGACACCGUCCAGCAAUGGAAUCACGGCUACAAGGCCGCCCAAAACAUAUUUGGCCCAGGGCCCUCAUCGAUGGCGGUUCGGUCUGGCAUUAUGGGGGGCCAUCGCUUGCUGUAUGCCCGUGCAACGACCAACCAGUUUGGGGUCAUUGAAGCAGGGCAUGAGAUUCUCGGCCUUUUGCGAGGGGGAACGCGGGUCAAGCCCGCUGUCUACACUUAUAUCAUCUCAGCGGAGGACGACUCGCUGCGGUUUUCCGAAACGGGUGCCGCCUUUUUCGUCGACUUUGCGUCAAAACACGCGUUGCACGCCAACUGCCAUCCCUGUGUCCGCUACUCGGGCGAGUUCCACCCACGGCCAGCGGGAGGCUGGGCCGCAUUCAGGGAGUCAACGAACGAUGGCGACGUGGAAUGGGAGCUGGUCGUCGACAACAACUCGGGGACUUACUCCCCCGACAAAACCCUCCUGCCGACGCUGAAAGCGUUGUUGGAGUACAACUUUACGGGUAUGAGAGUAUACGCGCUCGACAGGGAAGACCCAGAGCUGGUCCAGAGCAGAGAGGCAUGUCGGGCGUAUGCUCUUCAGCAUCGUGGAAUCCGAAAGGAGGAUCUCCAGCCACAGCGGCAUGGCGAGGAAGAGACGCUUGCGCAUCGCGCCAAUACGAUUUCUGGGGCGCAGCUGGAGAAUUAUAUGGCGUAA